This is a messenger RNA of Bipolaris maydis ATCC 48331, 1827 nucleotides long. RefSeq lists its product as uncharacterized. Gene Ontology annotation, molecular function: GTP binding. Gene Ontology annotation, cellular component: mitochondrion. NCBI's taxonomy places the organism in Eukaryota, Fungi, Ascomycota, Dothideomycetes, Pleosporales, Pleosporaceae. The record is from RefSeq and is a predicted model, not a curated record.
ACUGUACGCGAUGAAUGGUCUUUCGCUGAGGCCGGGCUACGUAUGUAGUAAUUGCAUACAAAAUAUUUCUCGGCGGAAUUCUGGACUCCCUACCCGAUCACAGCUGCGACUACAAUCAACCACUGCUUUUCCACAGGAUGCGCCAAACCCAAGGCUGCGGCUCCAGAAACACUGGAGUGGAGAUGUCAAAUCAACAUAUAGGGAUAAGCCACCAACGCAGAGUAUGCUGCAUAUGAGCAAGACGAAAGGUAGCUACCGGCUGGAGUUGACUGAAGAACAAACCUCACCUGCGACCGGGGGUGAUCCCUUUCCAGAGGAACCACGACCACUUUCAAUGAGAGAAAGACGACAACAGAGAAGAGAGGGCAUCUUGAGGUCAUCAACGAUACAUGUGGAUCCAGCUUACCUUCCAGAGCGAGUGAAGCGAAAAUUGCAAGACCAACUGGAAAGUACGAGACUAGAGGCAGUGGAAAAAGAAGGUUUGUCUCCUGAGCCAUCAGCACCACAAGACUUUGAAGCUGGUGGCUCAAAAUCAUCACAUAAAUCCUUCGAUCCACCGAAGAAUAAGAGGGAUACAUCACGGCGAUCACGAAAAGGAAAAACUACCGAGGUCAUAGAAGACCUUCAACCAUCUACACCCUCACCACCACUCGGCUCGAAGCGCAGAUCCGAGCCUAUUCUCCCAUCCAUAAAGCCCGAACUCCCUUCCAGCCACGUAAAGCUCCAUUUCAGCAAGCUGGAAGACUUCCAUUGGUACUGGGAGUCGUUUCCACCAACUAUCGCACAAAAGACACAGGCAAACCACUUUUUCACAAACAACAGCAAGAACGCAAAGUUACUUCGAAGUGUAGCACAAUUUCGCCUAUUCCCAGAAUCAGACGUACCUGAGGUAGCCUUUGUUGGUCGCUCCAAUGUUGGCAAAAGCUCAUUGCUCAAUGCCGUUGUGAACGCAGAUAUUAAGGCGCUAUUAGCACGCACAUCGUCAACACCAGGCUUCACCAAAACGAUGAAUCUCUACGGUCUGGGCGCCGGAAAUGGCGUGACCAUCAAAAAGCAACCCAACGGACGCGACAAGAUAGUAGGCAUCGGUGGACUGACUAUCGUCGACAUGCCUGGAUACGGCGAAGGUUCGCUUUCUUCCUGGGGCGUGGAGAUUAUGAAGUACAUAAGCAAUCGCAAGCAACUUCGUCGUGUAUUCGUCUUGCUGGACGCUGAACACGGUAUCAAAGAUAAAGAUCGUUCGCUACUAGCUUCUUUACGGCUGGCUGGUGUGAGCCACCAAGUUAUUCUUUCGAAACUAGACAAGCUCUAUAUUCCCAAUGCCAAGGAUAUCAAGCGCUUUGAUGGCAAAUCUGCCCGUCGCUUGGCCCCAAAGGGCACUCCUGGGGAUCUUAGGAAGGCUAUGGAGAAGCUGAAGAAUGAGAUUCAGCCACCGGUUGGAGGAGGUGCAUUAGGAGAGAUUCUUGGUGUGAGUGCGGAGACCUUGGUUGAUGGUAAGAGACUGGGUAUUGAUCAUGUGAGAUUUGCAAUUUUGAAAGCGGCGGGUUUGGAUGAGAAGUUUAAGAAGGACAUUAGUACACCUUGGGCCAGGGAUAGCUAGGAAUCCCAUAAUUGGGUAUUUCUGUUCUUAUCUUAUUUGGUUUGAAUCUUCCACAAAGUCCAAUGGUAGGAUAAAGUCAUGUGCAAGUCAAGCGAUGCUCGUAUGAUCGCCGACCUCAAGUAGUAGUAGUAGUAGUAUUGGUUUUACGUCCUAACGAGUCGCCGACCUUAAAGUAUGGCGAAUGGCUGCAAUACUUACACCGAUCUCGGGCACAAUGAAUAUAUCAC